Aspergillus alliaceus is the source of this 824-nucleotide messenger RNA. RefSeq lists its product as uncharacterized. The transcript has a single exon. Lineage: Eukaryota; Fungi; Ascomycota; Eurotiomycetes; Eurotiales; Aspergillaceae. The coding region runs from base 321 to 791 and encodes 156 amino acids. The record is from RefSeq and is a predicted model, not a curated record.
CACCGACCACAUCCCUUGAGGCCACACCUUCACUGAUGUCGACAAACGCUCUUGCGUUCUCUGCCCGCUCACAACUAUCAGAUCGUGUGGCUGCCAAUGUGCCAAAAACAUAUCGCGACAAGUCAGUGGUGUCCCAGUAUCCCCAUGCCGCGGCACUCAUGGAGAUCGUCGAGUCGUUGGAAGGUCAUUUGCAGAACCCUAGGGCACCCAUAGAUCGGGCAAUGCUCUUGAACCGGCAGGCGAUACUCAAGGUGCGGGACAUCUUGGGCUCGCACGAAUUCUAGUGCCGUCAGAGCUGUCCGUCGUUAGUCGCUACCAUUAUGGAUCUGGUUGUGGGGUUGUACGAGGUGGUUUCCAUCACCAUUCAUCAGCCUACGAAUGCGGCCCACGGCGGGUCAACCCCAGAUAGCAGCGCUUUCAUAAGCACUGGGCAGUCUGAGAUACCUUCGGAAUUGGCACCAACAGCUUCCUAUGCGCAUGACGUGCCCGUUUUUCAAUUUGGUUGCCUUGAAUUCGACCCCGACGAGCAAGAAAACUUCCGGAAUGCGAUGGUUCGACGGGACCUAGUCCGUUUUAUCGAAGCCAUUCGGCACUGUAGCCGAGAGAUUCAUCGGCGACAACUGCUGGGAAACCAAGAGGAUAAUAUAGCAGUCCAGCAUGGAGGGUUCCGAUCGACUAGAUCAUGUACGGACCGUGUCCAGCUACAAUGGUAUCAGGAAAUGGAACACCAAGCCGUACGACUGCUUGCCUCAGUUCCGGUCCGAUGUUCGCAUGGGGAUGGAGGGUCAUGAUGCAAAUAUAAACUAUCCAUAGCCUAGCCUCUA